This is a messenger RNA of Mizuhopecten yessoensis (Yesso scallop), 886 nucleotides long. Its product is annotated as caveolin-1-like. Bases 161 to 556 code for a protein of 131 amino acids. Gene Ontology annotation, cellular component: caveola. Gene Ontology annotation, molecular function: molecular adaptor activity. The record is from RefSeq and is a predicted model, not a curated record. Gene Ontology annotation, biological process: caveola assembly. Lineage: Eukaryota; Metazoa; Mollusca; Bivalvia; Pectinida; Pectinidae. The transcript is spliced from 2 exons.
GGGUUCAAGUCUGAACCGCAGCUCUGCUUUGGACAUUCGUUUUGGAAGUUGUAGUUAUGGAUACGACAGGUAUAAAAAGGCCAACUCGUCGACGACAUGUUUAAUAUCCAGACUCAAACAGACUGUGAAACACCCUGGGAACGUGUUACAUACUUCCAUCAUGUCGGACACAGAGUUUGAUCUCAUCAACAGGGAUCCUAAUGAAUUAAAUAACACAGUGCAGGCAGCGUUCGAGGAUGUCCUCGGUGAGCCAGAGAGUGCCCACAGUAUUGACUGUGUCUGGACAAACAGUCACAAAUGUUUUACGUGUGGAAAGAACUGCUGUUACAAGUUCAUGAGUACCUUGUGUGGCCUUUGUAUCGCUCUUUACUGGGGUUGCGAGUUUGCCAUGAUUACCUUCAACGCUGUCUGGUGCUGCACACCUGGUCUCAAGGCCUACGGCAUCGUCUUAGGAGUAUGCCAGAGGUUCUUCGGCACCUGCAUCGCCUGCUGUCUGGCUCCUGUGUGCGAGACCAUUGGACUGAUGUUCAGCAAAAUACAAAUAGCAAAGUCGUAGUGUUGACUUUUAAAUAUCCGUUCAAAGUACUUAGUAUAGAAUUCGAACAUUGUCUUUGAAGUUUAACAGUACAAGAUGUUUGUUCAUGCUGAGUAUUGCGUUUGCGGAUACUUGCAAAAGAACUUAAGUAAUUUUGCUCACUUUGACAGCUCAAAUAGCAUGACUGUGAUAUUCCCGGUGAAUGUGAUGAAUUUUACAGCUCCUAAUACUCAUUAUUAUUUAUUUCUAUUUUAUGUCUUUUAUAACAUGUUGUUGACAUAAUCUAACUCUAAAUUAUUAUUUUAAGCUGUAAAAUGAACAUUUGUUUCCAGUAAAACAUUUAAACUGUGA